AUGGCCAUGAUGAUGAAGAUUGUGCUGAGAAUAAUGGGGAUGAUGAUGAUGAAGAAUUCAUUCCUCCAGGUCGUCAGGUGGGAGUACCAAGUGCUGUCUCCUCCUAGUGGCUCCACUCUGGAAGUACCAGGACUGGUUCCCAAAGCUAGUGCAGCUCUCAACAGCAGCCCCGUGGCCCAUUCUACUGAGGACGGUCCUUCUCUCAUAGGCGAAAAGCAUGAUUUGGCAUCCCCGGCCAGAGUUGUGGAGCCAUGGAACCGUGGUUACAUCAGUAACCGGAGCGUUUCUGUGCAAAUGGUUGGAAGAAAAGGAGAUGGAAACAUGACUAAUGGCCAUGAGGCAUACUAUGUCAGUGGUGGCUCAUCUUCUGAUGAAGAUGAAGAAACACUCUCAACUUCAAAAGAGCAGCUGGAGACCAAGAGUUUCUCCUGCAGCACCUGUGGAAAAACACUGAGUUCAGAGGGUCAUUUAGCAAGACACGAGAGAACACACACAGAACCAAAACAGAAAGAUUACAGCUUUCACAUGAAUACACACCGUGAAAAGUCUUUCCACUGCAGCGAAUGCGACAAGUAUUACAGCACCAAAUUAAGUCUUGAUGCUCAUAAGCGAAUCCACACGGGAGAAAGACCUUACAAGUGUCCUCACUGCGAGAAGACCUACAACCACAUAUCACAUCUGAGGACACAUGUGCGUGUUCACACCAAUGAGAGACCUUUUCAGUGCAGUGAAUGCGAGAAAGCCUUCACAAACUCAAGCUCUCUAAAGUCACACCAGAAAAUCCAUUCUGACGAGAAACCGUUUCAGUGCAAACACUGCGACAAAGGAUUCCGUCAAAGAUCAUAUCUGAAUCUUCACGAGAGGAUUCACACCGGAGAGAAACCGUAUCUGUGCUCCUACUGCGGGAAGAGCUUUUCAAAUUCUACUCAUUUUAAAGAACAUCAGAGAAUCCACACUGGAGAAAAACCAUUUCAAUGCAGUGUUUGUGGCAAGAGUUUCCGAAGGGGUGUUGCUUUACAGAUGCACACAAUAAUUCAUAGCGGUGAAAGACCGUUUAAAUGCUCACAGUGUGAAAAGACGUUUGCUCGAUCUGACGUCCUUAAGACCCAUCAGCGAGUUCAUACAGGAGAGAAACCUUACUCCUGCUCCAUCUGCGGCGAGAGAUUCGCUUAUUUAGGUAGUUUUCAGACCCACCAGAACAAACACACUAAAGAACAAACUGCUCCUGAAUCAUCAGAGUGA
This is a messenger RNA of Carassius auratus (goldfish), 1242 nucleotides long. Its product is annotated as zinc finger protein OZF-like. NCBI's taxonomy places the organism in Eukaryota, Metazoa, Chordata, Actinopteri, Cypriniformes, Cyprinidae. Bases 1 to 1242 code for a protein of 413 amino acids. Gene Ontology annotation, molecular function: RNA polymerase II cis-regulatory region sequence-specific DNA binding; DNA-binding transcription activator activity, RNA polymerase II-specific. The transcript has 5 exons. The record is from RefSeq and is a predicted model, not a curated record. Gene Ontology annotation, biological process: regulation of transcription by RNA polymerase II. Gene Ontology annotation, cellular component: nucleus.